Molecule: messenger RNA, 1537 nt
Organism: Castor canadensis (American beaver)
Lineage: Eukaryota; Metazoa; Chordata; Mammalia; Rodentia; Castoridae
Gene: Kremen1
Product: kringle containing transmembrane protein 1
Biological process (GO): Wnt signaling pathway; multicellular organism development
Cellular component (GO): plasma membrane
Source: RefSeq, a predicted model, not a curated record
AUGGCGCCGCCCGCCGCCCGCCUCGCCUUGCUCUCCGCCGCCGCGCUCACGCUGGCGGCCCGGCCCGCGCCCAGCCCCGGCCUCGGCCCCGGACCCGAGUGUUUCACAGCCAAUGGUGUGGACUACAGGGGGACACAGAACUGGACGGCACUGCAAGGCGGGAAACCAUGUCUGUUCUGGAACGAGACUUUCCACCAUCCAUUCAACACUCUGAAGUACCCCAACGGGGAGGGCGGCCUGGGCGAGCAUAACUAUUGCCGAAACCCAGACGGAGAUGUGAGUCCCUGGUGCUAUGUGGCGGAGCAUGAGGACGGUGUCUACUGGAAGUUCUGCGACAUUCCUGCCUGCCAGAUGCCUGGAAACCUUGGCUGCUACAAGGAUCAUGGUAACCCGCCGCCUCUCACCGGCACCAGCAAAACCUACACCAAGCUCACCAUCCAGACCUGCAUCAGCUUCUGUCGGAGUCAGAGGUUCAAGUUUGCCGGGCUGGAGUCAGGCUACGCGUGCUUCUGUGGGAACAAUCCUGACUACUGGAAGCACGGGGAGGCAGCCAGCACCGAGUGCAACAGCGUCUGCUUCGGGGAUCACUCCCAGCCCUGUGGGGGCGACGGCCGGAUCGUCCUCUUUGACACUCUCGUUGGUGCCUGCGGUGGAAACUACUCAGCCAUGGCGUCUGUGGUCUAUUCCCCUGACUUCCCUGACCCCUACGCCACAGGGCGGGUCUGCUACUGGACCAUCCGGGUUCCCGGCGCCUCCCACAUCCACUUCACCUUCACCUUGUUUGACAUCAGGGAUGCCGCAGACAUGGUGGAGCUGCUGGACGGCUACACCCACCGCGUCCUGGUGCGCUUCAACGGGAGGAACCGCCCGCCUGUGUCCUUCAAUGUCUCUCUGGAUUUCGUCAUUCUGUAUUUCUUCUCAGACCGCAUCAAUCAGGCCCAGGGAUUUGCGGUCUUGUACCAAGCUGUCAAGGAAGAACCACUGCAGGAGAGGCCCACUGCCAACCAGACGCUGGCUGAGGUGAUCACAGAGCAGACCAACCUCAGUGUCAGCGCUGCCCGCUCCUCCAAAGUCCUCUACGUCAUCACCACCAGCCCCAGCCACCCGCCGCAGCCCGUCCCAGGGUGGACAGUGUAUGGCCUGGCGACACUCCUCAUCCUCACAGUCACUGCCAUCGUCGUCAAGAUACUUCUCCAUGCCACCUUCAAGUCCCAUCGUGUUCCUGCCUCGGGGGAGCUGAGGGACUGCCGCCAGCCAGGGCCUUCGGGAGAGAUCUGGAGCAUUCUUUAUAAACCUUCCACAUCCAUUUCCAUCUUCAAGCAGAAACUCAAGGGUCAGAGUCAACAAGAUGACCGUAAUCCCCUUGUGAGCGACUAGACCACGCGCCUGGGACACAGGCGGGGGGCGGGGCUUGGCUCCCUGUGGUCCUCUGACUCCCCUGCAAUCCCUCCGCCUCGACCUGCAGGGCCACCGUCCUACACCCUGGGAAGGGUGGCCAGGCUGCAGGGCAGCGCAGGGUGUCCUCCCACAUCCUCAA